CCCGCCCCCGACUCGAGGGUUUUGUAAAGAGUCACGUUGCGCUGCAGCAGUGAAACAGGAGACUCCUCCGCAUCCUCUGCCCGGCGCACCUGGACGACUCAGCUCCUAUAGACAUCAGCAGAGCCUCGGCUGCCUCUGUGGUGCCAGAGAGCCGCUAGGCGGAGGGCGCUGCAUGGGAAACAGGGUGAGUGGUGAUCCGCUUAGCGCUGCUGGGUCAAGGCCUCCAGAUACAAACAGCCCAAACACACGGACCUGCAUCACUAUCACCGCCAACAGCCUGCCGGCGAAGGCCAACAUGACUCACCAGUACCCCGCACUGACUCCUGAGCAGAAGAAGGAGCUGCAGGACAUCGCUGAGAGGAUAGUCGCUCCAGGCAAAGGCAUCCUCGCGGCCGAUGAGUCCACCGGCAGCAUGGCGAAGCGUUUGAACCCCAUUGGGGUCGAGAACACAGAGGAGAACAGGCGUCGCUACCGCCAGCUCCUCUUCACAGCCGACGAACGCAUCAACAGCUGCAUCGGAGGCGUCAUCUUCUUCCACGAAACCCUCUACCAGAGCACAGACGAUGGUGUUAACUUCUCCAAGCUCAUCAAAGACAGAGGCAUUGUCGUUGGCAUCAAGGUGGACAAAGGUGUUGUGCCCCUUGCCGGAACCAAUGGAGAGACCACCACUCAGGGUCUGGAUGGGCUGUCUGAGCGCUGCGCCCAGUACAAGAAGGACGGUGCUGACUUUGCCAAGUGGCGCUGUGUGCUGAAGAUCUCUGACACCACUCCCUCUGAGCUGGCUAUCUUUGAGAACGCCAAUGUACUGGCACGUUACGCUAGCAUCUGCCAACAGAAUGGUAUUGUCCCUAUUGUGGAGCCUGAGAUCCUUCCUGAUGGAGACCACGACCUGAAGCGUUGCCAGUACGUCUCUGAGAAGGUCCUAGCUGCAGUGUACAAGGCUCUGUCAGACCACCAUGUCUACCUGGAAGGCACUCUGCUGAAGCCCAAUAUGGUCACGGCUGGACACUCCUGCCCCAACAAGUACAGCGCCGAGGAAAUCGCCAUGGCUACUGUAACAGCUCUGCGCCGCACCGUGCCUCCUGCUGUCACAGGAGUGACAUUCCUGUCAGGCGGCCAGUCUGAGGAGGAGGCCAGCGUGAACCUGAAUGCCAUUAACAACUGCCCCCUCGCCAAGCCCUGGGCCCUGACCUUCUCCUACGGCCGUGCCCUGCAGGCCUCCGCCCUCAACGCAUGGAAGGGAGAGCUGAACAACGAGAAGGCGGCCACCGAGGAGUUCAUCAAGCGCGCUGAGGCGAACGGCUUGGCUGCACAGGGCAAGUAUGAGUCCUCUGGAACUGCUGGUGCUGCAGGACAGUCCCUCUACGUGGCUAAUCACGCCUAUUAAACAUCCAUGUUGCUCCCACAUUUUACUGUGGCCAACUAAUAGUCUUAUCUGCUCUGCUACUCCCCCUUCACUCCCCCAUCAGUCACAGGCCUGCGCUGUCUACUGUACUUUAGGGUUGUCAUUGAGUUGACACCGUUAGGUAUGUCUACUGAAAAACAUAAUGUGAAACAACUACACUAAAGGGAAAAGGUUUGUUUCUUUUUGUGUAAACAGUCUUAAUCAGAAUUGAAUUUAAAUUUUGUGUAGCGAUUAAAGAGUAAAUUAAUGAGCGGAAUGGACAAAAUUGUAAUUAUUUAUUUUCCUGUCUGUAACAUUUGCCAGGUCUGGAGUUACAGACAAGGAUUUUAAAGGUUGUGAAAUUUCCAAAUCAAGUCGAAAUAAGUCAGUAUUCAUUCAUCUUAUGCCUCUUCUUAACUGUACGUCUGUCCGUGCAGAUUCCUUUCUCCCUUUGUGUCCUGACACGACAAAUCUUCAGACACUCCAGAGCAGGCCAGUUUAGCAUGUGUUAUGUCGGUGUUUCGCUUCUGUCAGAAUGCAGUGUUGGCUCAUUUGUAAAACGCUAUACUAACAUCAGUGUUGUAGGACCAACCUACAAUCAGUGGCACGAUUACAUCCAUUAGAGGAUAACCCAGUGAUAAGAUAGCAUCAGACCGGAAACAGCACGAGGUGUUGAAUCUGCAAAUUGAGUCGGGUUACUUUGAAUGACUCCAGAGUAGAUGGCUGCGGAGUGCACAACGCACAAACACACACCACACAAGCCGGUAAAAACCAGAGACAGCUGUAGCUCCAGCAGAGGUAGGUAGAUAGACUAGAAACCACUAAACACCAAGAUUCAUGAUCAUGAUUCAUCCUAAUCUUUCUGUUCUCACUCUUCUAAUCACCAGUAAUCGGAGGAACAUCUUGUGUGUCUGUUCUCUGUAUAACAUUAGCUUUAAAUUACACAAUCAAUGUAUUCAGUUGUGUGAAGGUGUCGAUAUUAUGUGAUGCUUGUGUGUCAUCCCCUCCCUGAUUCCCCCGCUCCACUCCCACAGGGAGAGAAAAUGGUUUCUAUUGACUUCCCUAUCAAGCGGACCAAUAUGUGGGGUUUGUAGGGGGGAAACAGUCACUGCUGUGUUCGAAUACUGUGAUGUUUGUGAUGUUAAUAUUGUUCUUAAAACACUUGGUGUAUCAGAUAGUGGAGAAAAACAACUAAAAUAAAAAUGACAAACUAUUAGAAA
Myripristis murdjan (pinecone soldierfish) is the source of this 2604-nucleotide messenger RNA. It is a transcript of the gene aldocb, whose product is annotated as aldolase C, fructose-bisphosphate, b. NCBI's taxonomy places the organism in Eukaryota, Metazoa, Chordata, Actinopteri, Holocentriformes, Holocentridae. The transcript has 10 exons. The coding region runs from base 173 to 1387 and encodes 404 amino acids. Gene Ontology annotation, molecular function: fructose-bisphosphate aldolase activity. Gene Ontology annotation, biological process: glycolytic process. The record is from RefSeq and is a predicted model, not a curated record.